CCCCUGUCGGUCGGUGUGGUCACGCACACACAGUGACGUCACUAUCACAUCCUCCUCCUCAUCACCGAGCCUCUGGUCUGUUUACAGGGUCACUCCGCUAAACGGAGAAGCCAUUUCUUGCUGUAGUGGCCGGUGGAUCUGCAGCCCUGUAUACUAAACAGGAGAACGAGCUUUUCAUCAUGAACUGCGAUAUAGAUGGAGACAUGGAGAACCAGGUGGAGAUGGAGGAGAAGACGAGGUUAAUAAAUCAAGUUUUGGAACUUCAGCACACACUGGAAGACCUGUCAGCGCGGGUCGACGCAGUCAAGGAGGAGAACCUGAAGCUAAAGUCUGAGAACCAGGUCCUCGGUCAGUACAUCGAGAACCUCAUGUCUGCGUCCAGCGUCUUCCAGACCACUGACACCAAGAGCAAACGGAAGUGAGGUCCCAGCCAAACAGCUGGGAGAGGGAACCCACCAUCGAGACAUGGAGAGGGGUUUGUUUUCUCAGCAGACCUGGGCGUUUUUUUCUUUAUUUUUUCUUUUCUUCCUGUAACUGAGCUCACUUUCCUGAGUCAAACACUAACAAUUUUAAAAAUCCAAAACAUAAACUGACUUUGUCCCCGCUGUCCGCUAGUCUGGCCCAGGUCUGUCUUGCAGCAGCUUCCUCUCCACACUACAGACGAGGUAGACCUCACCCUUUAAUCACAAAUACAAAACAAGUGGUUAAGGGUCAUUUGUACCUUGAGUUUCUUCUUAAUGCUCUGUGUCAAAGUAGGAUCUGUAAAAUAAUUCUUAGCCUCGCUUUACCUGCUUGGUUUUCUGUUUUGAGGACAAUACAGAUUUUUCCAUGCCCCCCCCCCCUCGGUUCCUGUCUCAAACUGACCUGUAAGUAGGUGAAAACCAACCAUAAUUAUUACAAAUAUUGUCCGAUCUUGAACCUCAUUUCAGCAAUGUUUUAUAUUAAUAUUUAUUUAUUGUAUAUAAUUUUGUACGUCAGCCUGAUCUGAGUUUUUCGGUAGGGCUCGGAUGUCAUGUCUAUAUGAAGCAUGACUAUUCCUCCUUUUUAAAGGCUGACAAGCUUGAGCAGUGUUACUGAGAAUGAAAACGGCAUUUGGAUCGCAUGUAUGACUUCUUUAAGUUUGAAAGUUACGUCUAUCUAACGGAAUGCCUUUUAAAUCACUAAUCACUAAAUAACCGACUGUAUAAAGCUAGGGAGAACUUUCUAACAAUAGGAGGUGGAUACUAGGUACCAUUUUGAGAGCUUAGCAACAAUGCAAGUGAAAGCACAGAGCAACUAAGAGUUGUGUAAAACUCCAUAAGAAGUGUAUGUCUUAACUAACAUCAGUGAUGUUUUUAUUGCAUAUUACAAUGACACAAGAUGUUCGUUGCGUGCUUGGAAGUAUUUGUAACCCUUUCAGUUUGUCACGUCAUGAAUGAGUGUCGGUGUUGUGGCCCAAACUGUAAUUUAAGAGUGACAAAGGAAAUGGUAGGGUCAUAAAUGCAGCUGGACUCUUUCAGAGACCCCUCCCCCCCCCAUUAUUACAUUGUGUUCUUAUUCUGUAACAUCCAUGGGGGGAGGAGGGAAGAAAGGGAUGCUUUGCCCUUUAAGUGCAAGCAGUAAAGAGGCCUUGAGUGCUAUUGAUCCACUCAGCCAGGCCUGGAAUACAUCACCUGCUAGAGGAGAGGUUUGACCGUAAAAUGGGCUGGUGUUGUCAGCGUACAGCAGAGUGGAGGGUGUGUCCUCCAAGACUGCUGCUGCCACAAAAAAAAAAAAAAAAACAACGGAACAAGGUGAAAGGAGAUUUAAAAAAUCUAAUCUGAACACAUUUGUAUUCCCUUUCAAACUGUAAACUGUAAGUAUCAAGUUCAGUAAUGUCUGGAAAGUAGUAAUUCAUGUGUAAACAUCAAGUGACUGUGGUGCUGUUUUAAAUGGGAGGAACUGGUAAUAUUACGGGAGGCUAUGAACACUGUAUAUGCUGUAAUUUAUUGAGGUUAUUUUGCUAUUUUUAACAGUUGUACAGUAGCAUUUUAUUAAUUUCUGUCUGACAUGCUGAAUAUGCCCCACCUACACACGCACACACUGUGGUACCACCUGUCUUGUGUAGACACCCUGCACCUUUGCCUUUAAACAUUUGUUUUAAUAAAAACAUAACAUCA
Messenger RNA from Perca fluviatilis (European perch), 2138 nucleotides. RefSeq names its product short coiled-coil protein a (gene scoca). Gene Ontology annotation, cellular component: trans-Golgi network. Bases 180 to 422 code for a protein of 80 amino acids. The record is from RefSeq and is a predicted model, not a curated record. The transcript has 4 exons. NCBI's taxonomy places the organism in Eukaryota, Metazoa, Chordata, Actinopteri, Perciformes, Percidae.